Molecule: messenger RNA, 1086 nt
Organism: Phialemonium atrogriseum
Lineage: Eukaryota; Fungi; Ascomycota; Sordariomycetes; Cephalothecales; Cephalothecaceae
Product: putative aminoglycoside phosphotransferase
Exons: 1
Coding region: 1-1086 (361 amino acids)
Source: RefSeq, a predicted model, not a curated record
AUGAAGUCGAGCGAGCCGCUGCCCUUGACGGUGGAGGGACUCACAGCCUCAUGGUUCUCCAAGAUCCUCGGAAAGCAGGUGAAGGAAGCCAGCAUCGUGGAGACGAUGCACGGGACAGCGUCCAAGAUCCUCGUCCAGCUUGACUUGGAGGACGCCGAUGCUGCCGCCGGAGACUCGGAGGCAGCGCCUACUCGGGUGUGCGUCAAGGGCGGCUUUAAUCCGGCACUGGUAGCUCUCCACCCUUCGCUGUUUGCCGUCUAUCGCCUGGAGGCCGAGUUUUACUACUACCUCGGGCCAACCGUUAACAUGCGCCUGCCCAAGACUUGGUACUGCGGCACCGACACCGUCAGCGGUCAGGGCAUCGUCGUGCUGGCAGACCUCAAGGCAGAGGGGUACACGUUCGGAGACCCCUUGGAGGCCUGGCCGGCCGACCGGGUGCGGGCCGGGAUGGAGGAGCUGGCCACGCUACACGCCAGGACCUGGGGCGGCAAGCCUGCAGACUUCCCAUGGUUCAGACCCGAGUUCUCGCUCCGCGACGUCAUCACUUCGAUGCUGGGCCAAGAGGAGUGGGACAAGCGCUUCUUGGGAGACGCCCGGCCGCCGGUGCCCGACCACCUGGUCGACCGCGAGCGCAUCAUCGCGGCGUACAAGACCCUGUGGCAGACGACGGACAGCAAGUUCCACUGCAUCGUCCACGGGGACACCCACAUCGGCAACACAUUCAUCACCCCGGCCGGCGAGCCCGGCUUCCUCGACUGGCAGGGCCUGCACGCCGGGUCGGCAAUCCACGACGUCGCCUACUUCAUCGGCGGGGCCAUGGACGUCGAGGAUCGCCGCAAGCAUGAGGAUGAGCUGUUCCAGCACUACCUGGACUGCCUGCACAGGGCCGGCGGACCGAAGUUCGACAAGGCCGAGGUCUGGGACGAAUAUCGGAAGCAUCACCUGCACGGGUUCGCCUGGACGCUGACUGGGCCUAUGAUGCAGACAAAGGAGAGGGUCGAUAUUAUGUCGGAGCGUCACUGUGCUGCCAUUGUGGACCACAAGAGCCUCGAGUUGUUGGAGUCGCUUUCCAGCCAUGGCAAGUGA